Molecule: messenger RNA, 796 nt
Organism: Nanorana parkeri
Lineage: Eukaryota; Metazoa; Chordata; Amphibia; Anura; Dicroglossidae
Gene: TMEM92
Product: transmembrane protein 92
Exons: 6
Coding region: 352-759 (135 amino acids)
Source: RefSeq, a predicted model, not a curated record
ACGACAGCGGAGUACAUUGCCACAGUGUGUGUGCCAGCACCGACAGUGGAUACAUUGCCACAGUGUGUGUGCCAGCACUGACAGCGGAGUACAUUGCCACAGUGUGUGUGCCAGCACUGACAGCUGAUACAUUGCCAUAGUGUGUAGUACACUGCCAUAGUGUGUGUGCCAACACCGACAGCGCAUACACUGCCACAGUGUGUGUGCCAGCACCGACAGCGGAGUACAUUGACACAGUGUGUGUGCCAGCACUGACAGCUGAUACAUUGCCAUAGUGUGUGUGCCAGCACUGACAACAGAAUCCACGUCCGGAGUGUGCCUACCGGCACUGAUCUGAGGACACGCGCAGUCAUGGCACUGUGUACUUUUCACCAGAAAGUCUACGCCAAGCUCCUGGCCGGCUGCCUGCUACCUGUCACAGCCUCGGUGCCAUGCCGGGUUACAGAGUGUCUCGAUGGGACUUCCUGUUGUGAAUCACAGAACAAAGUCUACCUGGACUACAGCUGGUAUGGGCCCCUGUUUAUCUGUAUGUUGAUUGUGUUCUCAGUGCUGUGCCUUUGUGGGAUCUGCAAUAAUGUCUGCCGCUUCCGAUCUCGAGCUGAACCAACGUUGUCCCUAAGAGACACUCCGCUCAUAGACAUGGGCGCACCACCGCCAUACAGUGAGGUGACUGCCAAACCUUACCUGUACCCUCCCAGUAUGGCCAGCCCACCCUCAUACACCAGUGUGGUUGAGAGCAGUCCAUCUCCUCCUACCUAGGAGCAUCAGAGCUGAAAUUGAAGACACCUAAUGGAUA